Molecule: messenger RNA, 5824 nt
Organism: Trichoplusia ni (cabbage looper)
Lineage: Eukaryota; Metazoa; Arthropoda; Insecta; Lepidoptera; Noctuidae
Product: Down syndrome cell adhesion molecule-like protein 1 homolog
Exons: 37
Coding region: 716-5674 (1652 amino acids)
Biological process (GO): axon guidance; cell-cell adhesion
Cellular component (GO): plasma membrane; axon
Molecular function (GO): protein binding
Source: RefSeq, a predicted model, not a curated record
AAUAUAUUGGCUACAUUUCACACAAAAAUUUUCUUCAGACCCUUGUUUUCUUUGUUGUAUCUUGAAAGGAAAAGGAAAAGUUUCAUGUUCGGUCAUAAGCUAAACGAAAUCGCAGAUAGAAAUUGGCGAAACAUUUCAACCGAAAAAAAAGAUAACUCACAAAAAUGAAACUCAUAAAUCGAAGCGAAAUAUUUCGUGGGUCGGCAUUCAGAGCAUUGCGCUCAACUACAGAGCGAAAUAGUAGAAAGGAAAGGUAUAAAAGCUUUACCCUUUCUAAAAACACGUAAAUAGAAGCGCGUUCGUUUGGUUCGGCUUCGGCGGCGCACACACGCGCAGCACCUACGCUGGCCGCGAGCCUUACAUACGGGAAUAAACGACGUGAAAUGGGAAAAAAGUUAAAUAUGUAUGAGUGCGGGUAAAUAUAUAAAUCGGUAUAUAAAGCCGUUUAUAUAAAAUAGAUGUGAGCGCGCGACGGCGCUGCGCUCGCCUCAGUCGCGCGCGAGCCUCGGACCGGUGGCGGCGUGCUCUCUCGCUGAGCUCGCCAGACUCGCGACUUCGCGCCAGUUUCUCCCGGAACGAUGGCAAAUGAACAUCUCAUCUUUUAAAAAGUACUUCUAUGAGUAAAUUUCUUUAAAUACAGUGUUUUUGUGUUACGACUCAAGUUUUUCCGUCACGCGGUUGUUCGACGGAACUUUUCUCAACUUGAUAUACCAAGAUGAAGCCGAUACUGCUUAUAGCUACCAUACUGCUCGCGGCGGUCGCGCUGGGCCCCCAUUGUUCCUGCGCUGCCUCCACGGGGACCCCACCUCCACACAGACUAAAACGAUGCUGGCUCGUUAGGAUGACCUUUCAUUCCCAAGAGCAUCUACAGGAACAUCUCGCUGUAGACACCGAGCCGAACAUGUGGGUGACGGAAGGAAAGAAAAUACAUCUCGCUAGUUGCCACACGGAAAGACCAAUGAGUUCCUCUCCAGUCGCCGACACCUCAACUCCACGAGAGGACCCUGAAUAUUCCGUUUUUGCCCGGAUGGUGGAAGAGAUACAAAAAGAGGUCUACAAACUCAGUUUGAUAUACAUCAAGUGUGAAGCCUGGUUGGCGUGCAGACAGCCUCACGGAGACGAGACGGCUGAUGAAACUAUCGCGAUAUGUAAAUAUCUGUAUAAUGCUCCUGAAAUCACUUACCAAGAGGUUCGACGCUGUCUGAUACUGGAGAGUAAAUAUAAGAAUGAAACGACUCCUGAGCCCCAAACUGUCCGGGAAAAGCGGUCGUCAGAAUCUCGGCCAGAGCUGGUCUACACGUUCAUCGAGCAAGCUGUCCAGCCGGGGGCGCAGGUGGCGCUCAAGUGCUCCGCUGUCGGAGAACCGUUCCCUCGGUUCAGAUGGUCGCUCGACGGACAGCCGAUACCCGCGCACCUUGGGGCUAUUAUCGCGGAAGGCAGGGAGAAUGGUCCCAACGGACUCAGCUCCAGCAGCAACUAUGUGCUGUCGACCCUCACCCUGACGAGUGCCAGGGUGGAGCAUGGAGGAAGAUAUGAGUGCAGGGCUACCAACAACCAUGGAAGCGUCGCUCAUGCUGCCAGGCUGAAUGUCUAUGGUCCGCCCUACAUAAGGGCUAUGAAUCCUGUCAAGGCUGUCGCCGGCUCUGAAGUCACGAUCUGGUGCCCCUACUACGGAUUUCCUAUUGAUUCGGUGAAGUGGGAGGGUGGUGCUGGCGUGGACCCUCGUUACCAGCAGAUGGAUGGACAGCUCACCAUCACGAACGUGGACCGGAACCGGGACAAGGGAGGCUGGACUUGCUCCGUGCUCACUCCAGGAGGAGAACUUGCCAGACGAGAGGUUCAAGUGACUGUGGUAUCACCACCGGUGCUGUCGCCAAUAGUGUUCCCACCAGGCCUGAAAUCUGGAGACCGAGCCCAACUCACCUGCACCGUAACAUCUGGAGACAUGCCCGUGUACUUCUCCUGGCUCAAGAACAUGAUGCCGAUAUCUAGUUCCCUUCAGGUGGAUGAAAGAGGGGCAGAAUUUUACAGCAUGCUUUUAUUCAAAAGUUUGACAGCUGCCCACAGUGGCAUCUAUACUUGUGUCGUGACCAAUACCGCAGGCAAAGCUAACAUGUCUGCUGAGCUCGCCAUUAAAGUGCCGCCAUAUUGGCAAAUAGAGCCAUCUGAUACUGCCGUGCUACUGAACGGUUCUCUCACUGUAAGUUGUGAAGCAAGAGGACAUCCUUCACCCUCAAUAUAUUGGACCAAAUUUUCUGGUAGUACAGAAACCACGCUGGGAGGAGUCUCGGACCCUGUGGUACUCUCAAAUGGCUCUCUAAGAUUGGAAUCAGCACGCGCUGAACAUUCUGGAAAAUAUCGUUGCAGAGCUGACAACGGUGUAUCACCCGCUCUAUCUAAAGUACUUACAAUACAUAUCAACGAGCCAGCAAGAUUUGAAACGCAAUCAGCAAACGUUACUGCAAAGCUGGGGGAUACCGUGAGAUUGGCAUGUGUUGCUCGCGGCGACUCCCCGCUUGCAACGGCUUGGAGUCACUCAGGACGAGCGCUACCUAACUCCGACUACCGAAUGAGCAUAUCAGAAACUAGAAGUGCAGAAGGCUUACGAAGUGAAUUGGUGAUAGAACGAGCUGAUAGACGAGAUUCGGGAGUAUACCGUUGUCAAGCAUCUAAUCCAUAUGGAAGGUCUGAUCAUUUCGUGCAUUUGGCUGUUCAAGAACCUCCAGAACCACCAGCAAACUUCAGGGUCUUAGAGACCACAUCUCGUUCAGUUCGUCUCCAAUGGCGCAGACCGUACGAUGGAAAUUCUCCAGUAUUAGGAUACGUGGUACAGUACCGCAAACACGAUUCUUCCAACACAGACUCUUGGAGAGACGCGGAUACACAUAACGUUUCCGUAUCUGCUCACAACCCGGACUCAUAUUCUGAGACGGAAAGUGCAACAAUAACCGGAUUAGAGCCAGCGACAGCGUACUUGGUGCGAGCUAGGACAGUGACUGCACAGUUUGCGUCAGCGCACACGAGGGCUUUGUUAGCGUUGACGUUGCAUGAGCCACCGUCGAGAGCACCGAUCGGCUUACGAGCAUCAGCCCCGCGAUCCUCGACCAUUGAGCUAGCAUGGCAGGCUCCUCCGUCGUCUUCUUGGAAUGGGGAGCUUCUGGGUUACACGGUGUGGUGGUGGCCGUCAGCUGACGGGACUCUUGCUGGAGGAACUAAUGUGGGCAUGGAGUUCGCGACCGUUCGAGGUCAAAUAACAAAGUACAUUAUCGAAGGUCUGGAACAUUAUACACGGUACUCUGUAAGUGUAAGAGCAUUUAAUAGUGCUGGUGCUGGACCAGCCACGGCUCCUGUUAAUACGUUGACACAAGAAAGUGUGCCAUCAGAAGGACCUCGCGCGGUGCGAUGUCGGGCCGUUUCCCCUCAAAGUCUAAAGGUGGAAUGGUCUCCACCACCCGCGCACGCACAUCACGGCGCUUUACUAGGUUACAAACUACUCUACCGACCGGAGCAUACGGCAGAGUGGUUGGAGUGGGAAGUGCGUGGUAACAGCGGGUCCAGCACAGGAGCGGGAGCGGAGGUCAAGCGAGUAGCGGGGGUUGAAACUCUUUUACUAGCAUUGAGGCCUCAUUCUAAUUACACCGUGCAAGCGCUAGCGUACACAGCAGCCGGCGAUGGCGUGCCCGCUCAUCCCAUACAUUGUACCACACAGCAAGACGUUCCUGGGUCACCAGCUGCGGUCAAAGUUGUAGCAACAUCAGUCACAUCCCUGGCAGUUAGUUGGCUACCGCCGAGCAGACCGAAUGGUCCUCUGUUGUACUAUACAGUAUUUUACAGAGAAUUGGGCAGGGACAGGCCACCACAAACCACGACUGUUCAAGUUGAAGAUGGCGACUCUUUUGUCGGUCUCGGAGGAUCGACAGAGCUUAGGUCAUUAUCUGAAGGCGCUACUUACGAGGCAUGGGUGUCGGCACACUCUGCUGCAGGAGAAGGUGAACCUUCUGCACCACAACCUGCUACUACGACAUCAAGAGCUCGAGCAAGACUCCUAUCGUUUGGAGUGUGGGCACGAGUGCAAUGCGGUCACUCCCUCCGCUUGGCCUGUGCAUGGCGAGGAGAGCCAGCGCCGCGAGCUCGCUGGCUGCGUGGGGACCGGCCCGUCACUCAUGAUCCCCGCACACAUCUGACGCCACACGGGCAUCUGGCUAUACAUGAAGUGGAUGCAUCGACAAGUGGAAACUACACAUGCUCAGCGCGGAACACGUUUGGGUCAGAAGAAGUGACGUAUCGGGUGGAAUGCGCGGCGCCGCCGGCCGCUCCUACGCUGAGCUUGGACCACGCCGCACACACUGACGCCAGGCUUACUUGGAGAACCACACAUCAUCCCGCUGCACCGCCACAUGGCUUCACAAUCUGGUGGGUUCGUGUCCGGGACGACACUGGAGAUCUGGAGUCUAUCAGCAGUCGAUCGGAGGAGGAGAGAAGACUAGAGACUGGAGGGGAGGCAGCUAGUGUUGUCUUGAGGGCCCUGUCCUGUGGAGCGAGCUAUUCUGUACGAGCAGUGGCUCAUUCGAGAGCUGGCUCCUCGCCGCCAUCAGUUCCGCUGAUGGUCAAAACGAAACCUCCAGUGCUGGUAUGGGAAGGCGGAGGGGAAGACAGGCUGGAAGAGGGUGCUGAAGCGGCAGUAUGGAGCAACAGCAGUGCUCUAGCGUUAGACGCGCGCCGUGCGGUGCGCUGCGGGGCCAGGCUGGUGCGACUGCAGUGGCGGCGAGCUGACGCAGCCAGUGCUACAGUCUGGAGAGACGCUGACUUGACGUCACUGCAUCAUCAUCGCGAGGUGGUGCUGGGAGACCUCGGUGCUGGCGCGUGGUAUGCGCUGCGACUGUGGACCGCUACGGAAUCCGCGCGACACCAAGCCAUUAUUUACGCUGCCACCACUACACAUUCCGGAGAACGCCUGCGCCGUCCCGUGGCGUUCCAAUCUGAAGGGGGUCAGAUCAGCACGCCGAGCGGGAACGCGGACACGGAGCGCGUGCUCGGCGCCGUCUCGCUCGCGUUUGCUGCUCUCGCCGCGCUCGCCGUCACCGCGUUGCUGCUCGUGCUCGUCGCGAAACGAACCACUUUAUGGCCAUGUGGAGGGGCCGACGAAGAGGCCCGGCGCUGCAGCCACUCGGUGGCCAGCACCGACAAGUCCGUGUGCCCUGAACAGCAGAACAUCAGGAACUGCCAGCACGACUACAAACAUGACAAGCUGUCGCCUGCCUCGGACGUGUACGAGAUAAGUCCUUACGCAACGUUCGCGGUGGGCGGCGAGGCGGCGGCGGCAACCCUGGACCAUACGCUACAGUUCCGCACGUUUGGGCACCGCGACAACGACGCGCCACCGCACCGGCCCUGCAGAAAGCAUCCACAGCGACACCGGGAAAGAGCUGAGGUGGAGAAGCACCUCUCGGAGUGCGAGCUGCAGCAGCUGAGCCGCUACGAGAAGGUGCGCCCGCGACACUGUGCCCCGACCUCGUACUGCGUGCCGCUAGCACACCACGGCAGCGGAGGCGGGAGCGGUAGCGGGGGUGGCUGCGGAAGCGGGGGCGGGCUCUCCGAAGUGUACGCCGGCGACUCGAGCGCCGAGUCCGGCCCUGGGUCCCUGUCCCCGCGCACCCACCACGAGCACAGCUAGCGCGCCACCAUAGCGCGCGCACACCCUCGCCCAGGCCUUCACAACCAUAUCGUAACACUCACAGCUGAUUACGGAGCUGUACGAAACACCUCGAUACUUUAACCUCUUCAUUUUAAACUUGGUGUUCAAGUAACGUAGAUUACCUUUUUA